AUGCUUUGUUUGAAGGUCCAAUCAUCAUUGGUUGGUAAGACAGCUGGGUUGAGAGUUGCUAGAGGAUUUUCUAGCAAUGCCCGUGCAUUGUCCAAGGUAGCUGAAGACUCUAAGUUGGCUGAUGGGGAUGACAUUGUGCAAAUUGAGUUGCCAGAAACAUCUUUUGAAGGGUACAUGUUGGAAGUUCCAGAAUUGACUUACCAAACUACCAAGUCCAACUUGUUGCAAAUGUACAAGGAUAUGAUUAUUGUGAGAAGAAUGGAAAUGGCUUGUGAUGCUUUGUACAAGGCCAAGAAGAUUAGAGGUUUCUGUCACUUGUCUGUUGGUCAAGAAGCCAUUGCUGUUGGUAUUGAAAAUGCUAUCACCAAGCGUGACACUGUUAUUACUUCUUACAGAUGUCACGGUUUCACCUACAUGAGAGGUGCUUCUGUUCAAGCUGUUUUGGCUGAAUUGAUGGGUAGAAGAACCGGUGUUUCCUUCGGUAAGGGUGGUUCCAUGCACUUGUACGCCCCAGGUUUCUACGGUGGUAACGGUAUUGUCGGUGCCCAAGUGCCAUUGGGUGCUGGUUUGGCCUUUGCCCACCAAUACAAGCACGAAGAUGCUUGUUCCUUUGCCUUGUACGGUGAUGGUGCUUCCAACCAAGGUCAAGUGUUUGAAUCUUUCAACAUGGCCAAGUUGUGGAACUUGCCAGCCGUCUUCUGUUGUGAAAACAACAAGUACGGUAUGGGUACCGCUGCUGCCAGAUCCUCCGCUAUGACUGAAUACUUCAAGCGUGGUCAAUACAUUCCAGGUUUGAAGGUCAACGGUAUGGAUAUCUUGGCUGUUUACCAAGCUUCCAAGUUCGCCAAGGACUGGGCUGUCUCCGGUAACGGUCCAUUGGUCUUGGAAUACGAAACCUACAGAUACGGUGGUCACUCCAUGUCUGACCCAGGUACCACCUACAGAACCAGAGACGAAAUUCAACACAUGAGAUCCAAGAACGACCCUAUUGCUGGUUUGAAGAUGCACUUGCUAGAAUUGGGUAUCGCUACCGAGGAAGAAAUCAAGGCCUACGACAAGGCUGCUAGAAAGUACGUUGACGAACAAGUCGAAUUGGCUGACGCUGCUCCAGCUCCAGAAGCUAAGAUGUCUAUCUUGUUCGAAGACGUCUACGUUCCAGGUUCCGAAACCCCAACCCUAAGAGGUAGAUUGCAAGAAGACACUUGGGACUUUACCAACAACAAGUUCGCCUUCAGAGAUUAG
Messenger RNA from Kluyveromyces marxianus DMKU3-1042, 1242 nucleotides. RefSeq names its product pyruvate dehydrogenase (acetyl-transferring) subunit E1 alpha (gene PDA1). Gene Ontology annotation, cellular component: intracellular membrane-bounded organelle. The transcript has a single exon. Gene Ontology annotation, molecular function: pyruvate dehydrogenase (acetyl-transferring) activity. Lineage: Eukaryota; Fungi; Ascomycota; Saccharomycetes; Saccharomycetales; Saccharomycetaceae. Bases 1 to 1242 code for a protein of 413 amino acids. The record is from RefSeq and is a predicted model, not a curated record. Gene Ontology annotation, biological process: pyruvate decarboxylation to acetyl-CoA.